Molecule: messenger RNA, 1922 nt
Organism: Manihot esculenta (cassava)
Lineage: Eukaryota; Viridiplantae; Streptophyta; Magnoliopsida; Malpighiales; Euphorbiaceae
Product: protein MEI2-like 3
Exons: 4
Coding region: 323-1498 (391 amino acids)
Molecular function (GO): nucleic acid binding
Source: RefSeq, a predicted model, not a curated record
UCUCUCUCUCUCUCAGAUCACGCCGCCAUAGAUGGGGUUUAUUUGUCUUUUAAUGGAGGCUGCAUUAAAUGACAAGGUAUAAUGAGUAAAUCUCCGAUUCCAAUUUCCAUUAUUACACAGAUUUUAUAUCCUACAUUGUAAACACUCUCUCGCUCGCUCUUCCACACAGCCUUUUGGCUUUCCACCAGGCCAAAUUCUUUUCACUCUAUUUGACCCUGUCCUCUUAUUCUUCUUGCGCCUUUCGAUUUCAUUAGGGCUUCUUCGUCUGCUUCUGCAAGAUUUGUUUUUUAACACGCUCUUUCAAAUUCCCUGGAGAUAAUCAAUGGCUUCCCCACCGCUAAACCCUAACCCUAGCUCCAAACGCUUGAACCCAGAUGCUGCACCUUUUGUCAAAACAGUAUCGCAUCAGAAGAUUGAGCUCGUAUUGCCUCUGAAUCAUUUUCAUCUUCAUACCUUUUCACAAGCCGUGGCUCAGCCUUUGCCUUUGGGGCCUCAUGGAGUAAUUCGCUCUCCUGAUUCUGUUCCCACGCCAGCCUUGGAAUACCCAGCGUCAGCGACAAUGGUGUACUAUAACUCAAAUAAGCAGCCCCUAUCAGCGAGUUCGAUGCCUUUCUAUUUUGCGCAUGUGGACAGAUCAUUGAGCUACGACACCAAUGCGCAGCCUGUAGUGGGUAACCUGAGCUCAUACUGCCCUAUUAUUGAGCAGCAGAAGGGAUUUGCUGCUGCAAUAAUGAAAAAAGGGGUUAAGGGUAUGCGCGAUUUUGCGUUUUUUGGCUGUAGGGGGAAGAGAGCAGAAAAUAGGUGUUCUCGCAGGCAUUUGGCACCGAGGUUGAGUUCGAAGAAAAUAGAGAGAAGGGAUUCCUGUGCAGAGAGAUUAUGGGUACCAAAGAAAUUCUCAGUGGAAAACAAGAAUGACGAUGAUGGCAUCGGAAGGAAGUUAGAUGAGGAGGGCGAUGGUGAUCAUGAUGGAUUUGGAGUUCGCUCUUCUUUAUCUGAUUAUCAAAUUGGACUGGAUGGAAAGACUAGUUUAAUGAUCAGAAAUAUACCAAAUCAGUUUGAAAGGCACGAUCUGCUGCGCAUACUGGACAACCACUGCCUCGAAGAAAAUAGAAAGGCUGAGUUGCAGUCUGACUCCUUUAAGUCCGAGUACGAUUUCCUUUAUUUGCCUAUGGACUUCAGGAAUCGAGCAAACUAUGGCGAUGCUUUUGUGAAUUUCACGAACGCAAUUGCUGCCUCAAGGUUCUGCGAGUCGUUUCACAAGUAUGAAUGGAAAGUUUCCGUCAACAAGAAAAUAUGUGAAAUCUCAUGUGCAGUUAUUCAGGGUAAAGAAGCUCUCAAGAACCAGUUCAAGAACUCCUUGUUCCAUUGUCACAGCGAUGGUUAUUUGCCGGUGGUUCUUUCACCCCCACGCGAUGGUGUGGUUCGCUCUAAACCUGUUAUUGUUGGUAGGCGUUGUCCACCGCCAAUAAAAGCUGCAGGCAAUCCAAAGAGGCCUUGAAAUAAGCCUUCCCCUUGUCCUUUGUCCCUGGCCACAUGCGUUGUUUUUAGUAUAAGUAGGGCUAACUAAAGCUUUUAUUGUUGGUUUUCUAGGACUAGUGCUUGAUGUUGUUGUGCAGAGUAAUGGGCUUCGAGUGCCCCAUGUUUGCGUUCUCUCCCCAGGCAGGUGCUGAGUUCCUCGUUCUGGGGUGAAAUGGAAAAGUGGGUUCUCUUCCCAGAUAGUGGAGCGUCGCAGCUAAGCUGCUUGUGUUCUGUUUGAGAAUCCCGUGUUUUCAUUCUCUCCCUAGCUGCGAGCGCGCAAAAGUUUGUUGCCAGAAUCUUGGGUGAAGUGGAAACACUGGAUUGGAGUUUGGUAAUAGGAUGUAUAAACGUGUUUGAAUGCUUGAAGCUUGUACCUUUUAAAUAUUGUGAUGUGUAUGUGAUGC